Messenger RNA from Gadus morhua (Atlantic cod), 1999 nucleotides. It is a transcript of the gene hoxc8a, whose product is annotated as homeobox C8a. The record is from RefSeq and is a predicted model, not a curated record. The transcript has 2 exons. Gene Ontology annotation, cellular component: nucleus. The coding region runs from base 1 to 753 and encodes 250 amino acids. NCBI's taxonomy places the organism in Eukaryota, Metazoa, Chordata, Actinopteri, Gadiformes, Gadidae. Gene Ontology annotation, biological process: regulation of transcription by RNA polymerase II. Gene Ontology annotation, molecular function: DNA-binding transcription factor activity, RNA polymerase II-specific; RNA polymerase II transcription regulatory region sequence-specific DNA binding.
AUGAGUUCCUAUUUUGUUAAUCCCCUUUUUUCCAAAUACAAAGGCAGCGAAUCAUUGGAGCCAACUUACUACGACUGCAGGUUUCCACAAAGCGUUGCCCGGAGCCACACGCUGGUGUACGGACCCGGAGCAGCCGCACCGGGCUUCCAGCACCCAUCGCAUCAUGUGCAAGACUUUUUCCAUCACGGAACCACGGGAAUCUCCAACCCAGGAUACCAGCAGAACCCGUGCGCCCUCGCUUGCCAUGGAGACGCAACGAAAUUUUAUGGAUACGAAACCCUUCCGAGGCAAACGCUUUAUGGUACCCAGCAAGACGCAAGCCUCGCGCAAUACCCAGACUGUAAAUCGUCGAGCAGCUCUAACCCCGGAGAAGGACAGGGCCACUUAAAUCAAAACUCCUCUCCCAGUCUAAUGUUUCCUUGGAUGAGACCCCACGCCCCAGGUAGACGAAACGGAAGGCAGACCUACAGCCGCUACCAAACUCUGGAACUGGAAAAAGAGUUUCUCUUCAACCCUUACCUAACACGCAAGCGUCGCAUCGAAGUGUCCCACGCCCUGAGCCUCACUGAGCGCCAGGUGAAGAUCUGGUUUCAGAACCGAAGAAUGAAGUGGAAAAAGGAGAAUAACAAAGACAAAUUUCCGGGUCAAAGAGGAGACGCCGAAGCCGAGGCAGAAGAAGAGGCCAACGAGGACGGUGAAGGGGACGAGGCUGAAGAAAAAGAAGCGGAAGAGAAAGAGGAGACCAAGGAGUGAUUUUAUGGUGUUUUAUUGUUAUAUGGCCGAAAUAGAGAAAAAGAAGUCCCAUAAACCGACAAUGAGCUAGAAGUAGUGUGAGAGCUCUAACUUUAUGACCACCAUUUGAUUUAGUAAAGUGGGAACCACUGUUAUAACGUGCAUAGAGAGCAAAUUUCGUUCCUCUUAACAGAUAUCCUGACAUACCUUGCCGACUUCCAUUCGCACACUUGUGGCUGCAUUCGAUAGAAGUAAGGUCCUCGCCUCAAAGGUUAAUUGGCACGCACGUUUAAAAUGGGAAAUGGCUUGGCAACUUCAUCAUAUUUACAUUUAAUAUCCUCAUUAAAAGCAUAGCCACAACAUGAUGAAGAUAUGACCAAUGUUCAUCCGUGUUUGUAUAUAAAUAUAUAGCCCAUUCACAAAAGAAGGACGUCAUAGGCCUAUAUAGUCAGUAAACAGUUGCCUUGCAGCGUUUAAAGCAAAUUGUGGGCUUUACUUUGUGAUAAAUCUUCAACGUCAUUCGAGCAUUGGCAGUUUAUCCAUUGACCACUAGGUCUUUGUAUAAUCUACAAACAUUUCUUAGUACUAUUAUUAAUAUUAUUUGUAUUAUUAUUGAGUCUCAUUUUUAAGUGAGUGGCCUAGACAAAGAUAGCCAUUAGUUCCUCAGAUGUCUUUUCUAGGAUAACCAGGGAAAUGCAAUCGUUUGAAAACCUUUGAUGCUACCUAAACCUGGGGAAAUUGCAAUAGAGAUUUCUGAAUAUAGAGAUUUCAUAUGGUUUAAUUUUAAAGUGUUAUAUAUGACCUUGUAUUACUAAGUUAUAUAUGUAUGUAGUACUUAUCCGAUACACCUGUUGAUGACAAUUUCUAUGUCUUUGGAAGACAAUUAGCUCAAAGCCAAGCAAAGCGUUUGGAGAACCGGUACCGCGGCACUACCUAAUAACAGAGCUUUGCUUUUUCAGAAGUUUAUGCAUUGCUCUGUUUUGAUCAAACCCUUUCCCCCCCAACAACUAAGACUGCCUAAACGCACACAAAUGUGUACCUAUAAUGAUACUGCUACAAAUACAACAAUUUUAAAAUAAGGACAUUUAUUUUAAUGUGCUGGUGAUAUAGCGUAGUUGUUUUGCACUGAAUAUAAUCCACAUGUACGUCUUGUUAUAUAUUGUUGUUAAAAGUAUGCUCGUUUUUGGUGUUUCCUGUGAAAAACAGAAUAGUGUGUCCUCGCCAUUGCUGUUGAUGUAAAAGUCACAAAUAAACAAUAUGGUUCACA